Arthroderma uncinatum is the source of this 363-nucleotide messenger RNA. RefSeq lists its product as uncharacterized. Lineage: Eukaryota; Fungi; Ascomycota; Eurotiomycetes; Onygenales; Arthrodermataceae. The record is from RefSeq and is a predicted model, not a curated record. Bases 1 to 363 code for a protein of 120 amino acids. The transcript has a single exon.
AUGCGCUUCUUCAUCACCUUCCUCUCUGCUCUGCUUGUGCUCUUCGCACCCCUCAACGUUUUCGCCGCCGAGGAGACCGUCUACUCGACCAGCACAUCUACCCAGACCGUCACCAUGACCAUCAUCCACUCUGUCUCCUCGCCCACGGCCACCGCCAUGCCAACCUACGGCUCAAACAGCACCGCGCCCUACCCGUCCUCCAUGAUGACCAAGACCUGGGGAACCGGCACCGGCGGCAUGCCAACUCACACCGGCAACCCUGCUCCUCAGCCUACCAUCAACGGCGCCGCCGGCCUGCCAGUCAGCUUCUCGACCGCCCUCAUGGCCGGGUCCGUCGCUCUCCUUCUCGGAGCUGCGCUAUAG